Hevea brasiliensis (rubber tree) is the source of this 2602-nucleotide messenger RNA. RefSeq lists its product as uncharacterized. The coding region runs from base 1762 to 2508 and encodes 248 amino acids. The transcript is spliced from 3 exons. Lineage: Eukaryota; Viridiplantae; Streptophyta; Magnoliopsida; Malpighiales; Euphorbiaceae. The record is from RefSeq and is a predicted model, not a curated record.
UAUUAAAAGAGUUUUAAUAUGUUGUUUAUCAUUGAAAUCAAAUAGAUAAAAAUAAAUCUUGCAUGAUGCAUGUGACCCUAGGUGAAAAUUUUUGAAUUCAAUGGUAUAAACUUGUGUUUUUCAUGCUUCCGUUCCUUCAUAAUCUUGUUCCAUUCAUGAUGAUAGACAUCUUUAGAUGUAUGAAUGCUUUGCAUUAGAAUAGAAGUUGGUUAUACAGUUCUUUUAUUAACUAAACAAGUCGAUUUCCAAUUCUCAUGAUCAAUUUUAAUGCUGGAAUUAGCUAUAAUACUAAGAAUUAUUUGAUUUUCAUCAUUGGAAUUUGGAGAUUAUGGAAAGAGUUAUUAUUAGUUAUCUCAUGAUAAAUUCAUGUAAUACUGAAGGUCUAGAUUAUUAUUUUUAGUUUUAUUUGCCUUUCAAAAGCUUGAAUUCUUACAAAAUAGGAAACUUACUUUCAUGCUUUUUUUCUUGAAUUAAUCUCAAAUGGGGAUUUAUGUUUAAUACUUUUGCAUACUUUUAUUUGCUUGAAUGUUAUUUUUAUUUGGAGUUAAUAGCAUUCAUCUUUAUAGGUUGAUAUGGCUACAAAAAAUAAGGGUGCUGGAAGGGUUGCAUGGAGUAGUGAACAAUUUAACUUGUUUGUUAAAAUUUGUGUUCGAGGCACUAAUUUGGGCAAGAGAAAUGGUGGUGGAUGGGGUGACAAAGGAUAUACAUGGUUACAGAAUGAAUUGAGGCAAGUUGGUGUAGAGUAUACUAAAGAGCAAUUAAGGCACAAGUGGGAUUGGAUGAAAGAUCAAUGGAAGAUGUGGAAAGCAUUAAAAGGGAAUGAAACAGAAUUAGGAUAGGAUCCCAUAAAAGGCACAGUUGUUGCUCCUGAUGAGUGGUGGAACGAAAAAAUUAAGGAAAAUUCAAAUUUUGCAAGAUUUCGAGAGAAAGGAAUUGGACAAGAGCUUUAUGAAAACUAUCAAGAAUUAUUUCUAGGAAUUGUGGCUACUGGGGAAUUUGCAUAUGCACCAUCAUCUGGAGUUUUACCUAAUGAAACUUAGGAGACGCAACAAUUUAAUACCGCAGAUCAUGUUGAGGAGAAUAUUAGUGCAGAAUCAAAUUUUGAUGAUAAUUUAAAUGAAAUGAUGAAUGCUGGUUUUGGAUCUGGAGGUUCAUUCAGUCAAGCAGUAGGUGAAAAUGUGGGUUUAGAAAAUACAAAAAAUGAUAGUAGUCAACAUAACGUGCAAAAACAAAAGAGGAAAGAGUUGUCUAAUGACCUUGCAACAAAGAAAAAAAAGAUAAUAAGGGAAAAAAGGUUUCAGGUGCUACAUAGAUGACUGAUACAGUUAAAGAGCUAAAAGAAACUAUAAAAGAGACCAUGGAGUCUAAGACUGCAACUAUGUGUAGUCUUUUGGGAGAUUGCCUUGGUUGUUCUAUUGAAGAAGUUAUGAAAGAUGUAUUAACUUUGCCACUUAUAGAGAAAGUAAGUGAUAUUCAUUUUUUCUGCACACUAUUACUUGAUCAAAAGUCAAAAAGAGAGAUGUACAAUAUUUUCGAAGAUGCAGAAACAAAGUGGAAAUGGCUUCAAUUUCAUUUCUCAUUAUGGACUAAUGGUGUGUGGAAGCCUUCUACUUAGUAGAUGCUAUUACUUGUAUUUGCUAUUUUUCUUAUUUUCAUUACUUGUUUGAACUCUUAAUUAUCAAGUUUGGCAUUGCAAUAAAGUUUUAGUGUAAUCAUGAACUUUUAAAGUUAAAAUAUUUAGUACUUGAUAUUAAUUUAUAUAUGAGGUUUAUUUGUUUUUAUUUUUUCUUGAUAGAUAUGAAUGUUGUUCAGCGAAUGAUUUGGGAUGAUGAUGACGAUGAAGUUUGGAAGACAACCACAUAUGCAGUUGAUAUUAUAUGUAGCUAUUACUUGUCUUAUAUUCAUAAAGAACCUUGUAUGGAUUCAUUCCAUACAGGAUUUGUAUGGUUACAAGAAAUAAUGAGAGGUAAUGAGAGAAGAUGUGUUAAUUUAUUCGGAAUGGAUAAAGACACAUUAAUAAAACUUUGUCUAGAUUUAGAGUGUCAUUACAAAUUAAAAUGUUCUAAAAAAAUGACUAUUUUAGAAAAAGUUGGCAUGUUUUUAUAUGUUCUCGCUUUGGGAGCUUCAAAUAGGCAAGUUCAAGAAAAGUUUCAGCAUUCAGUAGAAACUGUCAGUAGGAACUUUCAUGAAGUAUUAAAAGCAAUGCUGUGCUUGUCAAUUGAUAUGAUAAAACCGACAGACCCCACGUUCAGUAAUAUUCCUCUUGAGGUACUGAAUGAUGACAGAUAUAUGCCUCAUUUCAAGGACUGCAUUGGAGCAAUUGAUGGAACUCAUGUGUCUGCUUGUGUUCAAGAAGAAAAUUUGAUUCGAUUUAUUGGUAGAAAAGGGGUGCCUACCCAAAAUAUUAUGGCUGCUUGUAGCUUUGAUAUGCAAUUUACAUUCGUAAUGGCAGAAUGGGAAGGUAUAGCUCAUGAUGGACGCCUUUUCCAGUAUGCUAUCAAUAAAUAAAAUUUAAACUUUUCCAAACCACCACCAGGUAAAUGUGUAUUUUAUUUUCAUUUUUCUCAUUUCUUUUUUUAAUUGGUCAUAAAAAGGCAAGUAC